This is a messenger RNA of Triplophysa rosa, 4239 nucleotides long. RefSeq names its product tripartite motif-containing protein 16-like protein. The coding region runs from base 259 to 1803 and encodes 514 amino acids. Gene Ontology annotation, molecular function: protein binding. The transcript is spliced from 6 exons. The record is from RefSeq and is a predicted model, not a curated record. NCBI's taxonomy places the organism in Eukaryota, Metazoa, Chordata, Actinopteri, Cypriniformes, Nemacheilidae.
AGUAGAAUUUUCAUUGUUGGGUGGAGUGUCCCUUUAAGUCUCACAGGAAUUACUAAAGCUUUCACUUUCGGUUUACUUGACAGCAGAGGACGCCUGAAUGAAAAUCAGCUCGGAAACAACCUUGCUGUUACUGCGUACAUCAUUAAGAGAUUAAUACCUGCAUACAAACUGAUAUUACCGUUAAUGUCAUUCUAAUCGCUGAUAUAAACGGAAAUCUACAGGGUCCACAACAGGGUUCUGACGAGCGUAUACCGUGAAAUGGCUGAAUCCAAUAUUUCAGUAUCUCCGGCACUGUUAAAAUGUUCAGUGUGUUUGGAUCUACUGAAGGACCCUGUCACUGUUCCCUGUGGACACAGUUAUUGUAUGAAAUGUAUUUCUGACUACUGGAAUCAAAAUGAUCAGAAGAGAGUCUGCAGCUGCCCUCAGUGCAGACAGACCUUCAGCCCUAGACCUGCUUUGAAUAAAAACCCAAUAUUGGCUGAAAUGGUUGAGACAAAACCCCAAGCUGAAGACGUGGACUGUGACGUUUGCACUGGAAGAAAACACAAAGCUGUCAGGUCCUGUCUGGAGUGUCAAACCUCUUACUGUCAGAAUCAUCUUGAGCAACAUGAGAAUUUUCACUCAGGGAAGCGACACAAGGAUGCCACCGGACGACCGGAUAUGAUAUGCCCUGUACACGGUAAAAUACAGGAUGUUAACUGUUGGACUGAUCAACUGUUUGUAUGUCCUUAUUGUAAGUUGAAGGAAAUUCAGAGACAGAGAAUCCAGAAGAGAGAGAAGGAGCUUCAUGAGUUAAGAGCAGGUGUCGAGUCUUACAAGCGCUCUUCCCAGACAGCAGUGGAGGACUGUGAGGUUAUCUUUACCGAACUGAUCUCAUAUUUUGAGCAAAGCCGCUCUGAGGUGACACAGCUGAUCAGAGAUCAGGAAAAAGCUGCAGUGAGUCGAGCUGAAGGAGUUUUGAAGCAACUGAAGCAUGAGAUUGAUGAUCUGAAGAAGAAAGAUGCUGAGCUGGAGCAGCUUUCACGCACGGAUGAUCACCGGCAAUUCCAGCAGAUUUUCCAGUCGCUCUCUGCUCCUACUGAAUCUUCAGACUCACAGUGCAUCACUGUCAGCUCUCUGCUCUCUUUUGAUGAUGUGGAAAAUUCUGUAUCCCAACUGAGAGAGAAACUGGAGCAUUUCUGCAGGGAGGAGUUGGAAAAGCUUUCUGAUAAGGUGAUAUACACAGAGACUAUUCCCAGCCCUGAACCCAACACCAGGGAGCCUUUUCUUCAAUAUUCUCAUCAGCUGACACUGGAUCCAAACACACUGUAUGAACGCCUCCGUCAGUCUGAGGGGGACAGAGUGGUAACCUACACAACAGGAGUCCGACAGUAUUCUGAUCAUCCAGACAGAUUUAAUGCUUUGCUUCAAGUGUUGUGUAGAGAGAGUGUGUGUGGACGCUCUUACUGGGAGGUUGAGUGGAGUGUGAAGGUGGGGAUAUCAGUGUCGUAUAAGAGCAUCAGUAGGAAGGGACGGGGUAAUGAGUGUGAGUUUGGACGUAAUAAUAAGUCCUGGAGUUUGUCCUGCUCUGACUCCAGUUGUUCAUUCUGGCACAAUAAUGUUGAGACUAAACUCCCAGUAGUGUCUAGAUCUGCUAGAAUAGGAGUGUAUGUGGAUCACAAUGAAGGAACUUUGUCCUUCUACAACAUCUCAGAUACAAUGACCCUCAUCCACAGCAUCAACACCACCUUCACACAGCCUCUGUAUCCUGGCUUUAGACUUUCUUUGAAUGGUAAAGUGACACUAUGUGAUCUAACAAUGUAGAUCAGUGGUUCCCAAUGCAGGUAAAGUAUGUGAGCAUGUAAGCUUACAGUAUCUGCUUUGAGGAAGUUUAAAUAUUUAUAAAUGGUUGAUCAAAUGAAAAUAAAAAGGAGACGUUGGGAACCACUGAUGUAGAUGGUACAGAGAUUAAGUUAUAUUUUGUAAUCUAUAUUUGUUUGCAGCUCAAGGGUAGUAUAAUUUACAGUAGGAUUACACUAAUAAUUUAAUUCCACAUAUUUUUUACAUCAACAAAACGUCAGAAUUUGACUGCUUGAUUGUAUGUGUGUUUGUAAAUGACUUGUGUUCAGUGAUGGCUUGUGUCCCAGCCAGUAAAUACACAUUGGGCGCAGAUGGGUUUGAAGUGGGCUGUGUGUCUGGGUCUCAGCCGUUUGUCCACGGGUUCCAUGUAGGCCCUAUAUGGGUUAGCCCAGAUGACAUAAACACUGCUUAGUGUGUAUACUACAGGGUGGUAAAUGUAACACUGAAUGAUUGCCUUUUUUUAAAGUCCUAUUUAUUAGGGAUGCAACAAUACAGCUCACCCACGGUUCAAUACGUACCUCGGUUUUUUCCCCACGGUAUUCAGUUCGGUUCUAAAGGCUUGGUUAUUUCAUUAUUCUAUGCUUAUGACAAUAAAUGACAAUAAAGUUGAAUCUAAACUUAUGAGACAGGAACAGUAAGAAGUUCAGAAGAAAAAAAACACUAUUUUAUUGCAAUUCUCUUUAAGCAAAACUCUACUUGUACAAAUUCCUGGUGUAUUGAAUAAAUGUAAAGAUUUACACUGGUAGCUCACAGCAGUUCUUGGUUUACUGUUCAUCAACAUGCCAGUAAAAUGAGCUUCUUGAAAAGGUUUUGCGCAUCAGAGUAUUUAAAAUAACGUAAUGCAAACUUGCGAUUGCUGUAAUGGAAGUAAACAGACAAACUUGCGAUUGCUGUAAUGGAAGUAAACAGACAAAUGUGCGGUGUGCAUUUAACACUGCAAACACUACCGCUCAUUUGUUAUGGCUAGAAGGGAUACAGCUACCUCCACUGGGCAUGCACACUUCAAUACCGCAUAAUUUUUAUCUUGCUGACAACAGUUAAUUACUAUUUUUUAUUAUUGUAAGGUUAGGUUUAGGGUUGGGGGUAGGUGUAGGUGUUAGCUAAUGUUACUUAUUGUAAUUUUAUGGCGAGAUUUUGCAUCACUUCCGGUCGUAGCGUUCCCUUCUAGCCACAACGCCGCUUUUAAUGGGCAAGGCCAAAGAUAAUAUACUGUAUUUACAAGGUGCGCCACUGCCAUUACAAUAAAUUGGAAGAAUGGCAAUGCUAAAUAGCUGCCCGGAGGCGCUCUUGCUAUGACCUACUGUAAAUAGCUGACCGAAAGGCUGUCGAGUGGCAUGACUUUUGUUAAACGGACUUUGGCAUGGUGCUGUAGAUGCUCUCCCUGCAUGUGCUGGGUGAGAGCAACACGAACGUGCUGCUUUUGUAUGCAGUGUAAAACACAUGAAAUACAUCCUUGAUGUGCCAAAUUCAGACAUCACUUUGGUACAAUGGGCAUGCAAUAAAGCUGCUAGGUUCCGGUGCUUCUGAUGGCCAGAGUCUGUUCAUCAGCAUUAUACUCACCAGCACAUUGUUUCUCAUGUUGCAGGCUGCCUCGCUUCACUGCUCGACCACCACUCGCCAUUAGAUAUUUACUCGUGGGGAUGAGUUUAUCCAUCUCAGCACACAGACAUACAGACAAACACAGACAGAGCCAGUUCAGAGAGUAAUUAAGCGCACAGGAUAAUUUACUCACUUACGCGCAUUGAACCGUGGAGGUCGUACCUAACAGUUAAAUAUUUUACUGAAAAUUGUGGCAUCCCUGUUAUUUAUUUUAUAUUUGCUGCUGCUUGAUGUAGUUCUUGACUAUCAAAAUAUAUUUUACUUAUAUUUAGUCAAAACAUUAAAUUUUUACUCUUUCAUUAGUUAUCUUAUUUAUAAAUUUGUUCACUGUAAGUUUAAUUAAUGUUUAGUUUUAAUGAUCUUCUCACAGUUCCAGCGGGUUUUGCAUCUUUCCUAGAAUCCUUUGCAUGAAUGACCUUGUUACACUGUCACAUGUAAUGCAUGUUUUACAGCUCUAUAUAUGUAAUAAUGAUUUUAUGUAUAUUAAAGUUUUGAUAGGUUUACAUGUCAUUUUACUCCAUUUACUCCAUGUUUCUUUUUCCACUUUAAAUGUUACCUAGGGUGCUUCUCAAUUCUUAUUUGUGCAUCCUCGUUUCCUUUUCUUGCGUCUUAGCUCCACCCCUUCAGGAUGGGAGGGAAGGGAGCAAUGAGGACGGAGGAAUUAAAAGAAGUGAAAUGGCAUAUCCUCGGUCUCGUUAGGGUCACUUCGUCGUCAAUUAAUGAUGACUGUACACAUUGUCCAUUGAAAAUAAAAAAAUAAGUUAAAUACACACUUUAGGCAGAUGUCCUAAUCCCCACUAC